Molecule: messenger RNA, 31181 nt
Organism: Lymnaea stagnalis (great pond snail)
Lineage: Eukaryota; Metazoa; Mollusca; Gastropoda; Lymnaeidae
Source: the annotation of a GenBank genome assembly
AAAUUAUGUUAAUAUAUACUAAAGAGAAGCUUAACCGUCAUGGCGUCUGUUUGAGAGGAAGCACAAAGAAAUUAACAAUCGUCCUAGGGAACUUUUGGCUUAUGAAUUUUUGUUGAAAAGCUAUUAGGUAAAAUUUUGUUGUCAUUUUUAAAUUGUAGUUAAGAGUUUUAACUGCUUAUACCAUAUUUAUGUCCUAAUUGAAAUUGAGGUCACAAUAAUUUUAUUUUUAAACUACGUGACUAGACCUUUCUGUCGGCAGCGUCGAAUGAAGCAUGUUACUUGUUAGCCAUUGUUACGCCUUGAUCUUAUAACUGUAGCCCAUUUAAUGUAGAUUUAGUCUCGACAUAGUUUGACUGACAUAGUACAUUAAAGGGUAAAUUUGUUAAUCUACAAUUGGUUUUAUUUUAAUUAUUUAAUUAAUCUAAAUUAGACGAACUUUUUUUUUUUAAUGAAAUAGUUAUAGUACAUUUACAUUUUCACUUCAUUUAGGAGAUAGGUACUUUGACUUUGGCACAAAUUUUAAAUAUAGUCAAUUGCCAUGAAUGAACAUCAUUUUAAAGGACUAGCAAAAGCUUUAUAACAACAACAAUGUCAUCUUUCUAUCUUUUAUAUUUAUAGAAGAGGAGUUAAGAUUUUUUAUGCCCCUAUUAUGCCCUUCUUAUACUUAUAUAAUCUCAGACCUGUUUACCCUAGUUUACCCCCAAACUCUAAAAAUCUUAAAAUAUCAUAAAAAAUGGUUCAAUGCAUUAUCUUAAUAGUAAAAAAAAUUAACAUACAGUACAUAUAAUGUAUAAACCACAAAAUCUUACAUUUUACGCCAAAAUCGUAAGAGUAAACAGGUCUGCAAUCUAUAUGUUUUACCCCCAAAACGUGUCAUCCAAGUUUCACAUUUCUGCAUUAUUUUGCCCACAUUUUUAUUUUUAAAGAUAAUUGCACAAAAUUUUCAGGAGACAUUCCUAAUCUAAUAACCAACACAAAUAGCAACAUAACGUCAAGACUUCAUUUUGGAUAAUUUUCUUUGCUGGUAUGUUUAAAAAAAUCAUUUAAAGAAAAAAUUGGAAAAAUUAUUAUUUGUAAAGGCAAAAACAAAAAAAUUGCAUGUUUUUUGUAGUUUAACUAAAUGUAGGAUUCAGUUAUAUUGCAAAUAAAUUCUUAUCUUUAUAAAAGGUAAGUAGAAGUCGUUUUUAAUACAAAAUUAUAUGCAUGAAAUUAUAAAAACUAUUCAAAUCACCAUCACGAGACAUAUAUAUAUGAGCGUACGGGUAUGUGAUUCAAUUUGAAAAGGGAAUGGGGAUGUUCUGCCUAUCAUUUUAUAUGUUGACUUUUACAGACUUCUUGGUCUUGUUGAUGAAUCACAAAAUUUCUCCUUCAUAAACUUUGUCUUUGCCAUCCUUGUUACUGUUGAUGGAAGUGGAAUAAAUUAUUCAAUUUAACUAAAUUAACUACUGCAAAUGACAUCCGAAUAGCUUGAGUCUAAUGUUACACUGGUGCGAAUGGCGGCGCUGCGUGUCUGAGUCCAUUUUUUUACAGCGAAAAAAUCAGAACUUUAAAAAAAAAUUGUAGAAAAUAAGCCCCUAAACACACCCCGUUAAAACUAGUAUAAAAUAAAUGAAGACGAGGCUUUCUUCCGGUAGAACUAUAAGUAGUAAUGCGCAAUGGAUUUCCAUUGUGCUAAGAACGAAAGUUAACAAACUUAAAAUGGGCAGGUUUGGCCGCAAUAGACUGUAGGCUUAAGGAAAAAAUCGGCACAUUUCGGGCGCAACAGACUGUAAAGGGUUAAAUUGCAGCCUCGGCCAUCCAACCAGUCUUGCCAAUUCUCUACACAUCAAAUUCUUUGGAAUACAGCCUUCCUCCAUCCACUUACCAUUGCAUAACCAGCGAAGGCGCCUCUUGCUAAGAAUUACCUGACCAAUCAUUUAAUAGUGUUGGCAAACAGCAUCUUUUAUGAGUGAAACUAUGAGGCUACUAAAGUAGUUAAGUUACAUGUGACUGUGAAUGGUUGCCCUAGACGACGUAAUGCACACAGCAAGUUAUGAUAAUUUAGGAUAUGGACCCUUUCCAUAAUUUAUAAAUGGACUCUACCGGGUUUUUAAACCUAAAUUUAAAAAAUUCUAUUUUGAAAUGCCUUCUAAGUUUAUUCUUAAACACAAGUUAUCUAAUAUUUUGAUGUAAGUAAUGGCAAUAAUUGAAUAGCCAACACUUAUUUUUCAGUAAUAAUAAUAAUAAAGAUUAUUUGAAAAUCAUGCUUCAUCCCCAAAGGCUCGAAGCGCGGUACAUACCACAUUGAAGUACAAAAUGCAACAUUACAAAAACUACAUACGAGAAUACCCAUUUUAAGUCUUUUCAUACCUUGCAACCAUAAACAAAACAGGCUAAUAUACAUCUACAAGGUAAUAGCUAGAUAGACAAUAUCACCCCAGCAGGUGUUUGCGAAAUAGAUAAGUCUUCAAAUCAGUUUUGAAAGACUCAAGUGUCUGGCUGUUUCUGAGCGCGAGAGAAAAGGUGUUCCAAAUUGUUGGGCCAGCAAAUGCGAAAGUGUGCCUCCGUAAGUCUCAAGGUGAACACAUGGUAUCGAGAGUUUGCCACUAUCAGAUGGAGUUGUCUAGUGGGUCUAUAAGGCGUCAGUAGUGCGUUGAGAUAGGAUGGUGCAAGCACGGUAACAGUUGCAAUUUUGUAAAGGCAACUCCCACAAUUAAAAAGCUAAGCAACUUAAUCAUACUGUGGUUUACUCGACUGAGCAGGACUAAUGGCAGACUCAAUGAGAAUUGGCACACAUAUACAGCAAUGCUCAGGGGGAUAUAAUUUAAACGUUGAUUAAAGACUUAAAAUUUUAAACUUCUUCAAAACAUUUUUAGGGAAAGAUGCCUCAUAUAUACCCAGGAAGCUCAAGAUUAGUGUCGAUUGAAAAGACAAACCAUUAUGAUGGGAAUGUAGGCCAAGAUAUCCAAUGUCAUCUUGGAUGAAUACCACAAUAUUUUACAAAUAGUCCUUUCAUUACUGAAAAAACACGUCCAAAUGCUUUAUUCUUUUGUGCAGUCGCCCACUUCCUAUAUACAUUUUGGCAAUUUUUUUAUACAAAUGUAGGAUUUCUAACUUUUAGCAUGCCAACAACCUAUAAUGGUUCCUUAUUAUAAAUAUACUUGCUGAGGCAUUUUUGAGCAUAUUUAUUAUUUUAUUUUUUUUGUCUUCUAUUAAUUGCUCCCGUCUAUAGCAAGUGUAACGUAGGUUUCAGACCCAUGUUAAUUACAAGACCCACUUGGUUAUAAUACGUCUGUGAUAGUGUGAGCCACAACUUCCUCACUUAUAUGACAUAAGGUUUAUGAAUUAUGAAGUUCCUUAAAAGUUUCAUAUCACUGAGACGCUUAAAAUGUUUACAAAAAAAAAUUAAAUUUAAACAAUAACCAAUUAGUAAAAGGCCAAUAACAAUUACAUUUAAAAUAAGUCUGCUCAUUACUAGUGACAUUCUAUAAUUCCUGAGCCUUCCACUAACGUCAUCAUCAUCAUCAUGUCCCUUAGUCCUUGGACCGUUACAGAUGACAUUCUCCUGUCUUCUGCACUUUGCACAGCAUCGCCUAAUUUUAGUCCCGUUUAUACUUUGAUGUUGUCUUCCCAUCUUUUUCUCUGUCUUCCUCCUCUUCUCCUAACGUAGUCACAUCUAACUCACUAAAGCACUUAAAGUUUAUCAAAACUUAACCUGAAAAACAAUGAAAUAAGCUAGGCUAAACAUUUUUAAAGUGUAAAGCUGUUUUGUUUGUAUUAAGAAUGUCAUAAGUAAAAAUAAGGUAAAAUAUGUGACUGUUAAAUUAAUCAUAUGAAAAUAUGGCAAUUUUUAAAUAAGCGUUGAUCUUUAAAAUAAUUAUGCCAGAUUAAAGCUCAGCAUUAAAUAUAAAAUUAAAAGAAGAGUGAUCACAGCUGACCCAGUUGUACAUUUAAAUAGGGCCUACAUCCUUUCCUAUCACUAAUCUACCGGUAUUGCAAUGGAGAUUUCAGCUCAAUGAGAUAUCCUAAAUGUCAUUCUGAAAAUUAAGAUUAACAGCAGAGGGAAUUAAAAUAUUCAGCUUACCUUACAUUUAUAAAUAUUUUGUAAUGUAAAGUGAUCUCUGCGAACAUUAUUGUACAUUGAAAUAAAUUGACAUUACUACAUUUAAAGUAAUACAUAUGCUAAUAUGAACAUUUCAACAGAUGUGAACGUCAAUAAAAAAUAUUAGAAAUAAAAAAAUCUCUUAGUUUUUAAUCACAAAUAACGAAAAGCGAAAUCUGCAAAUGAUUGAGGGUUUUGACUUAGCUUUUUCUAUUCUUAAUCUGUUCAUGUUGUCAAGAAAGUCCUCAUCCAUUGUCAGUAUAAUACAGUAGGUAGGUCAGUCUUGUCCAGCUGGGAGUGGAUGUCAAGUGUAAGCUUUUAAUUUAAAAGGGGACAAAAAAAGCAGACAAAAUAAAAUGGUUAAAACCGUGAGUGACAUGAGAGUUCUUAUAUCAUCCGUGCUCCUUAACAUUUUUAGUUUUGUUAAAAUUGUACAGAGUACAAAGAGACCUGGGGGGGGGGGCAUAAAAGAAAGAACAUUAUUAAUCACAUUUUAUUUUAAAACUUAUUAAUUUAAAAUCUUUAACAGUACUAUUUACUUCAGAAAUAAGUAUUAGGGUACUUGAGACAUAUUAUUGAUAUAGGAAAUUUUAAUGUCAUUUUUAGUGAUCAAAAGCGUAAGCGGCCUAAGCAAUAAAUAUUAAAACAAUUAAUAAAUUGUUCAAAAUUUAAUAUUCAUAAUUAUACUCUUCAGUUAUAAUAUGGAACAAGAUGUUUCUUAUAACAAUAACUGUUUUUAUUGAAAAAUAACUUCAGGUAGAUCGAAUUAUAAAAAGGUCAUGUAUUCUCUGGCUAUUUAUUUUUCAGGUGUAGAUAGGGCUCAUAAAUGUAUUUUUUGAUCAUUAGUGUAUAAAAAAAAGUGAUGAAAUGGUCUAAAUGUAUUAACUAUUAAUUCAAAUAAUUAGUUUUCAAACUCGAAAGCUCACUUUCUGUUUGUCUUAAUAUGGUUGUGGCGAAUAGUAUAUUGUCUAAGAUUAGGUAACCUUUGUAUGGCCACGGAAAUCAAAGAGUCAACAACUAUCUCUACACCAUACAAGGCUCAUGUGUAGUGUGAAGUCAAAUAAUUCAGAGACUGUUUGAAAGUUCAGAUUUAUUUAUUUUGUAGUGUACCGGUACUGUGUAGUAACAAAAAGAAACCUAUAAAAAAUAUUAAGAUGCACUCCACUCCUAUAAAAAUUACUAUGAUUCACUCCAUGCAAAAAAUGAAAGUUUCUCUUAGCAAAAUUACUAAGUGUCUCUCUUGGCUUAUAAAAUGUACACAGGUUUUAUUCCCAGGGUUAUAAUCAUCACUCAGACUCUUGAGUUAAACUCAUGAUUAAAUUAAAAAUAUAAAAUGUAAGGGCAAAAAUACCAUCAUUCACAGCAGAAGUACAUCACAUAAUCUGACUCUCAUAAAAGUAACACAGAUAAUAAAAGCAGUGAUUGCUGGCUCAUAUAAACUAAUAUCAAAAUUAAUUGAAGUGACUAUUUAUAUUGCAGUACUGUAAAGUAAACAUUGUUGUUGAGAUAGCAAGGUCUGAUAAUUUGCCAGAUUUUUAAUGGUGCAGCCUUAGUAAAGGGCUGGUAACAAUAUGGUGCACACGACCAUCACUUGUAAUACCGGUAAUAUAAAUUGUAAUGUAAAAAAAUAUUCCAAGAGUUGUCAAACAUGGUAGGUGUUCAUUACUGCUGACGUCACUGCGACGUCACGAUCACCCACUUUCAAUUACCAAGCAGUCACAUCGUAGUCAUAACAAAGGGGCAAAGAACUUUUCUGAAAUACCAAGGACGUCAUAUUUCAAUGCCAUAUAUUUCUUUAUUCGUUAAUUUAUAGAGAAAGAAGCGAAUCAAAUAGAGAAUGAAUAAAUAUCGAAAGUUUCACCUGUACGUUUUAAAAUUGCUCAGUCAGCAAAAAUUGAUGCCAAAACCAGCAGUAAUGAAAGGGUUAAAUACUUAUUAAGUCUUGAUUUGAUAUCAAAUAUUUCUUUACAACUUUGACAUAAAAUUCUGCAUUGUCAUACUGAUGAAUAUUUUUGUCCACCCAUAUUUAAUUGAUUUUGAUUAAAACUGUUUUUUUUCCUCUUCAGAUUAAAUCAGCAGCCAUGGAUUUUGACUCCUCUUCAAAAUUUAUAUCUUCAUUGGCUAAAUUUCUCCAGUCAUUAUGUAAUGGAUAUGUGGAAUUCAACAGUGGUGUUGAAGUAAUUGGGCAUAUUUAUUUAAAUGUUGACACUGGAAAAAAGAUAGACUACAUUCUCAAUGAGAAAGUUUGUAAGACAGAUGAAAAUUCUGUAACUUUCAUUAGUAAUAGUUUCCAUGCACAGCCGGCAGAAAAACCUAAGCCAUCACCUAAAGGCAGUUCUGACCACAUUAAACAAACUGAAAAUACAGAUCUAAAAGUGGAUGAGGAAGAAAUCAUUAUUAUGGAUGAGCCAGAAAGUAAAAAUGUAGGAACUUUGCCAUCAAGAGACCUGUUUCGUAGGAAAAGUAUUAGUCCUCAUACUAAAGCAGGGCGUCCACCAAAACGGCCACACAGUCAAAACUUUUCAUCAGUUCAUAAACAUUCAAAGCAGCAUAAAUCUGAUCCCUCAUUACCAGGUCCAAAUGGUGCUCAACACGAAGCAGAAUCUAUACAUUCUGAAAGCAACUCCUCUUCAAACUUUGUACCUCCUCAAUUAACAAGUGAAACUUCAUUAGCUGCAGCAUCUGAAUCAGAUAUAUCUCAUCUUUCAAAAGUCUUUCCACAAACAUUUGGUGAUUCCUCCAACAAUCAAAGUGCUUCAGAAGAAAGAGACAUUAAACCUCAGUUAGAUGGUGAUAUGAAUAUUAUUCAAGUUAAACAAGAGUUUAGUCAUUCUGAGCAUGGUGGUGAGGAGGAUCAAGAAACAUGUAAGUUAAAAUCAAUAUAAUGUUUCUAAAGCGCCAAGUUUCCCCAUUUUAAGGUUAUCACACUGUAUGGAUUUCUGUAAAAUCAUGAACUGUAGAUUUUAACAUUUGACAUGUCCACGUAUGCAUAUGUGAAACUUAGUUUUUUUACGGAUAUCUGCAUUUUAUGUCGUAAUAGCACUUCUAAAUUUUAAGUUUAAGCAGUACUCGUUCCAUGGUAUGGGUAAUGAUUCGUAAAAUGUUGACAGAAAUAUUUGCUGUUCCUGUAAACUGCUUUAAAAAAUUAAAAAUUAGUUCCUAUCUGCAGAGAUGUGCUUACUUUCAAUAUGUCGAUACAUUUUUCAGAUGAUGAUUCACAAGAUCAAAGUACUGUUUUUCCUGGUAUGCCUUAUGAUCCAUAUUAUGGUGAUGGCAAUAGGAGAGGUCAUAGAUCAGAUUAUGGUCCAGGUGGUUUGUCACAAGAUUUUUUUCAAGGUAGUGCUGGACCUUCAGAAGGAGUAGGAGAUUCAUCAGGUUGGUCCCUUUUCUUAUUCAGCAAAAAUUUAUGGCAAAUAGCAAGGAAAGAGAUAUUUAAUUUUAUUCUUUAUUCUGCAAGAUAUGAUUUUACAAUUGACCCAUUUUAAACAAAUCAUCAGAUUAAAAAAUGUUCAGGCAAAUUUAGUUCUUUUUUGUUUAAAAAGUAGCAACAUUAUGCUGACCUUAAUAAAUCAUCUUCAUUUGUAUAUGAAAAAUGAAGUUGUAAAACAUAUUCCUUGCUAUUAAGCCAAGAUCUUAAAAUCAUGGGACCAGAGUUUAACAUUUGUGUCACUUGAAAUUACUCUUAUGGAUAAGAAAAAUGCACACAUUAAAAGAAUUCAUACCUGACAUUUUAUGUUGAUAAUUAAAAAAAUUUACCCUUUAAUUUUAUGAGAUCAAUUAUGCAUAAAUGUUUUAACUGUUGGUUCCCAUGAUCAUGACUGGAAAGGAUUAAAAAUACUGACUUGUUACAAAUUAUAACAUUAUCUUUUAUAGAAAUUAAGGGCAUUUAACUAUUAAUUCAGUCCUAUCUUCAUUAUUUUAUUUUCUUUUACUUUCUACUUCAGUUGUUUCAAUUUCCUUUUUUAGUUAAAACAUUUUCUAUGAGUUUUUGUUUUUGUUUUGACCCUUGGGAUUAUAUUUUCUAUUUAAAAGGAUAGCUUUUUGAAUAAGUAUUGAUUUGUCACUCUCAAUUUCAUAUAAGUCAAGAUUUUAUUAAGGGAACAUCUCUUGAAAACUAGCUAACAACCUCUAAUUGAACAUUUAAUACAUUUAGUUAUGCAUAAUCUUUUAUGGCAGAUAAAAUUCUCGGUGUCCCUAGUUAGUUGAAUUCUGAAUUUAAAGAGUUGCUUAUCAAUAUUGAAUUGGUUUAUCAUGCUUUUCUAUAUUAGACCAUGUCUAUUUAUAAUUGCUAAUGACAUAAAGGUUUCAGUUCAAUUGGCAAUCAUAAAAAAAAUUCUUUUGCAGUAUGUAGUGAAGUAAAUGGGUCAUUUAACACUAGUCUUUGAUAUCUUUUAAAUUAUCAGCUUUUGAAUACUAUAAGAAAUCCACAAAUCUCCAUAGCCUGAUAUUUCAUUUUAUGUACCAAUGUUCUAUUCAAGUAUUUUAAUCCUUUCCUGAAUGAGAACAUGUGAACAAAUAUAAAAUUUAAUUUGUUCAUUGAUGUUCUUGUAGCUCUUUUCAAUUGCUUUUAAUUUAUCAUAUUUAAAAAAAAUUAAUUAAAGCAAUUGAAAUACUUAUUAUAAGCCAUUCUUAGCCACAAUAUUAAAUUGCUUUGUCAUAAAAAUGUUAAUUCAAAAUGAUCAGAAAAGCUUCUUUUAAAUUGAGAUGGAUUUAACAUUGAGUUUUGAUUUAUUUCUCAAGGCUCUCAAAAAAUCUUUCAAAUUUAAAAUUGAAAUGGCUAUAAAAUUUAAUUUAUUUCCAAUAGUUAGAUGAUUGAUGUUAACUGAAAGAUUUCAAUUUGAUUAAAAAAUUCCCUUCAUUUGGGAAUUAGGUUAGUAGAUGCAAAGAAAGCUAGUUGCAAAGAAAGCUAGAUGCAAAGAAAGCUAAACAAAGGGAACAAUAUUUAAUUUAAACAGCGAAUUUACAAAAGAGAAUUAUCUUACAUUAAAAAUGUUGAUUUAAUAUUUGCAUUAUUUUUAUAGAUUUCUAGAUAUUCUUCAUCUUCUAGAUUUUGGUUCCAAUAUAUUAUUUAGCUCAAGAACUAGAUGUAACACUAAUUAAACCACAAUUGCUGUUAUUGUAGGAAAAUUUUGUGUCAUUUACUUUUUUCAGAUUAAGCCAUCAAUUAAGUUCCUUAAUCUGAAGAGAUUUUGUUAAAGUUGUUUGAUGCAGCACUUGGAAUCUAUAGAUAAUUGUAGCUUAAGUAAAUCAAAUAAAAAAAUAGUUACCAAUAAACAAUGUUGUCAAAGGGCAAAUAGUUAAUUAACUUCACUCCUGUUUUUAUGGUUAAAAGCGCAUGAGAAUAUUUCAUACUAGAUAACUAUAUAAAAAAAGGUAUGAUCUAGGCCAACUAAGUUCAUAAAAUAUAGUGAAUUUAAAUAAAUUUGAACAACUCAUAAUUAACAAAAUACAAGAUAUCUUUUUGGAUAUAACUUAUUACUAAAGUCUAAACACUUUACGGAUAAUUUUAUCCCAAUAUGUGCAUAUAUUUUCAUUUUCCGGCAUUACUUAAUAAAAUUGUGACGACAACUUAUUCCUUAUCUUCUAAUAAACAUCUCAAUUUAAAAAUUGCUUUUCUUUGAGCUGUACAGGUAGGUGGUUCUAAUAUAAAGUUUUCUUUGUCUACAUUUCUAUUUUAACUCUAAAAAAUCUUGUGCUAAAAAAAGUUUUUAAAUUUUAAUUAAAAGGAUACAUUUUUCUGUGAUGGCGAAAGUUUGGGUGCAGUGUUCACCCAUUAUUAUUAGGCCUUAGUUGAAAGAGGGUUAGCUCUGCCAUGUCACAAGAAAGGCUUGUUUGGCUUAAUUUCUAAACAAAAGAUCAUUUAAACAAAUUUUGUUAUGUUAAGGAGUUUUCUGUCUUUGUGUUUGUAAUUAAGAAUGAAUGGACUUGUAUUUCUGUCAUCAGGGAAAAUAAUAUCCUUUUAUUGAAUGGUUUCAACAGCAACUGUUUCAGUUGGUUUAAAACUUAGUUUAUAUGGGUUUCACCACUCCAAUUGUUACUCUGUUUCUCCUCUAGCAUUACUUUUUCCUUUUAAAUCUUUCCCUCGACUUAAAACUCAUACAUUUGUUAAAAUACACAACUUUGUGUCUAUACAUUAAGAUAAAUAUACAUAAUCACACACGCAAAAACACAUCCAUAUCCUAUAUCCCGCAUACUUGAACUAUUAUAUUUUUUGCUGUGCAUGUUCCCAGUGUAAAUUUUAUAUUUUGCUCCAGACAGUACCGGUAUACUACCUUUAUGUUUGUAAGACGUUUAGUAAAAUAAGCUACUCAUCUUAGGUAUAUCAUUACUACUUUUUAAAUACCUUGUUUUCUUCAUGAAAUGACUUGUUUUGAUACUUUCUUUUAUUUGUUUAUUUGCAAAACUUACAAAGUACUUUUUACCAAAUAUUUACAUAUCUUUCACAUUUUACAGUUUAAUGUUUUUUUAUUUGCUUUUCAUGAAAGAUAUUAAUUUUUUCAAAUAUUGUACUCUUCCCUUGUUUUAUAUGAAUUGUAUUAAAAAUAUAUAAUGCUCCCCUAUUGCAGUGUAAAUGUUUUUGCAUUUUUAUUAAAAUGUUUUAUAGCUUAUCAAUCAAAUUGAUUUUUUUGCUUGAUGAAAUAUAUUUAUUUAAGGUAGAGAGGGUUUGGGGUCCUUUUGUGGUUGAUAAGGUUGAUUAGUUGUGGAGUGUAAGGUAUUAAAUAUUUUUUCUAUGCAGAGCUUUUCAUUUUACUUGCACAGUAAUGAUUGAUUUUCAAAAGUUGAAGGUGUUUAUUCCGUACUGCAUUAAAUAAUUAAACAUGACGAUAUAACUAACAGUGCGUACAGAAAAUUAUGUACACUAUUGAGGGUUUAUUUGUUUUUUUAUUUGUCUGCAGCCUCUGUGAGUGAGAGAGUGUACAUUCAAGGCAUAGGUGAUUUUAAACGAAAACCAGGCAGUGCAGGAAUGAAAACGUCCUCAGGACUAUAUAUAUGUCAAUUCUGUAACAGAACUUUUAAAUAUAAAGUUCAUUUUGAUGGGCACAUAAAUACACACUUAAAUUUAAAAUCAUUUUCAUGCCCUUACUGUGGGACCUCAUUUGCCUAUGCCAAUAAUCUGUCUAGACACAAACGGACUUGUCCCAUAGCCAGAAGAAGUUUAUUGUAGAAAGUUUUGGAAGGCGUAAAGAUUGAUCUUCUUUGAUGUCUUAUUUUCGUAGUAAGAAAAUGUUAAAUUGCACUUGUUUUUGUUUUGGAGCCUAUCACUUUGAUUGUGAACUUCAUAUUCAUUUCUAUGAGUGAACAUAAUUGCAGUUUUGAAUUGCAGCAAUGUUUGUGUUGUACCACCCCUUCAAUUUUUAUAGUUAAAGAUUUGUCACUGUUAAUUUGGCGUAAAAAGAUUUUGUUUGAUUUGAUUUGGCAUCAAAUAUUGUAUAUAUGUAACCCUUUGGAUGACUACUGACAUUAGUUCCCUGAAAACAAAUUCUGAGCUUGAUAAAUAAACUGAGACUUAGAGAGACAGAGAAAUUGGUACCCAUCAUUGGCUUUGCCUUUUUCUCAUCCUCAGAGGGAGCAAGAUUUGGCACCUCGCAGAGAUCAGAAAAAGGCAAGCUGUCGAAUUCUUCCUCACUCACCUCACCAAGCAGAAAUGCAAAUUCCUGUUGGUGCUUUUAUUGUGACAUGGGCUUCAAUUCUGAGCUCCUUUUAGUGCAGCACCUAAGCUCCCACACGCAUAGAAAGCCAUUUCAGUGUGAAAAAUGCUCACUUUCUUUUAUGCAUCGAUCAACUCUUAGGCGACACCAAAAUGUCUGUGGUGGUAGUUUUACCCUUAAACGACAUGUUUGUCCUUUUUGUGAACGUACAUUUACCUACAGACAUGAUUUAAAAAGACAUUGCAAGAAUAUUCAUGAUGAUUUUAAACAAUUGAAAUAGUUUGCUACAACAUUUUACUUUAUUUUUUGGGUAAUUUAUAGUUAUGAAACAUGAUAAGCAAUAGCAGUAUAAAAAGCCAUCACAGAAUAUUUUUCAAUAAAUGUAUCUGUCAACUUUUUGCUGCAGUUAUUUUUCAAGUAAAUCCAUGUCAUCUGUGAAGUUUGGAGCCCAAAAUUAGACAUUUCAUUUUAUCACCAAUACAUACAAUUUUGGAAAGUUGGACACAAUCAUUCUUUCUUUUCUUCAGCCACCAGGCGACGUUCUUCUAAUCGUUUUCAUUCUACUAAGAGACCAGAGCCUUCUAAUCUAGAUGACAAUAUGGCCAAGUUCAAGUUUGAGUGUGAAAUUUGUGGACGCAAACUUUUCCAUCAUGGACAUUACAUGAGACAUAGAAAAAAAUGUCAGAGAUAAUUUGUUUGAAUCCUCCUCUCAAUGAGUUAGUGGCUGAUGAAUAAUAACAUAUUUAAGCAUUUUUUGAUUAUUUGAUGAUGGCCUUUAGUUGUAUUUGAAUAUUGAGUUAAUUAUUAAUUUUUACAGCUCAUAAUUUUUUUUUUCAAAAUUCCAAGCUUAUUAUAUAUACACUCCUCAAAAAUUGAAAUAAAACCUCACAUAUCCUAAAUAUGCUGUUUUCAUAGAAAAGUGUAUCCAGUUAUCAGACUACACGGUAGCCUUAAGAUUGCAUAGUUUAUUAAAUCUGAGGGUGGGAUCUAUGUGUUGUUUUUCUUUCUUUUACAGCAUUGCAUUCUCACUUCAUUGGAAAACUGACCGUUACUUCUCCUGGAAUGAACACAUUCACAAAUUAUUGUAUUCCAUGUGGGAAAGCUUUUUGUGGGAAAAAAGAUUAUGAUGGUCAUAUGAACACUAGGCAUUAUGGACUGCGUCCUCAUGUUUGUAUUCGAUGUGGAAAAUCAUUUGCUUAUCAACAAAGUUUAAGGAGACAUGCUGUUAUUUGCAGUGUGCAGAAGGCAUUGUGAGAAUUCUAUCUGAAGAUUCAUUAACUACAUUUUGUUCUUUGAGGCGUGAAUGUUUCUUGUAUUAUGAUCAAUGUAAUUCAUGCUUAAGAGAAUUUCUAAUGGUCUUUUAUGACAAACUAGAGGAAAAAAAAGUAUGGUUAAGAUUUUAAAUCUGUUCCCAUGUGUAUAAGUUUUAAUACAGGGAAAAUUGAUCAAGCAAUCAUCCUAUUCUAUUCUGCAGUUGGCAUCAGUUUGGCAAAACGUACUGGGGCCUUUGUUUCAUCGUGGCCCCACAUAAGUUCUUCCGCCACCAAGAAUUUUGUGUGCAAGAUUUGCAAUGGACAUUUCAAGAACUCACGAGACCUGGAUGGGCAUAUGAACACCAAACACUUUAAGACUAAACCUCAUAUAUGUGAAGUCUGUGGCAAGGGAUUUGCAUAUUCACAGAGUUUACACAGUCAUAUGAUGACUCACAAUAAAGGAGUUAAGCUUGAAAGCUACUUUGCACUCUGAAAACUGACAAAAGAAUUGGAUGAUUUUUUUAAAAUCUACUAUCUCUUCUGAAUGUCCUUACCUUAUAGAUGGUUUUUCCUUCGUAGCAACUGAAGAUGCACUAUUAUGUAUAAUUGUUGCAUGUGGUAUAAAUUAUGGAUAUGUAGCAGAUAGACUCAUAAUACAUAGUACAUAACUCUUUUCUCCCCAGGGUUUUCUCAUACUAGAUUUCGAUGUGACCUGUGUGGAAGGGAAUGCCGUGACAAAAUACAUCUUCGUGAUCAUAAAAACAGUGUUCAUUUUAAAUUUCUUCCCUUUGUAUGUUCUUGUGGAAAAAAGUUUGCUUACAAGAGUAGUUUUGUGCGCCACAAACGGAUGUGUUCUAGCAGCACUGGUUUAUCAAGAGACUCCUACUCUGAAUUUUCAUAUCAGACUAAUAUUUUGUAAAUAAUUAUUUUAGUGGUUAAAUAUUAAUGUAACAGGUUAUAUAAAUUAUCUGGACGAUUCCGAGCCAAGUAUUUUUUCAGUUGUGAUAUGUCCACUUUUGCAGCCACCUGUUUCAGUUAUUUAUUUUCGUUUCAACUCCUUGUUCAACAGAACCUAGGGUCCUAUUAAGAAAAAAUUAUUUUUUGUCAAUGUAUUUAUAGGAGCAGCAGAAAGUUAUUGUUUGAAUUUUUAAGUUAAUCCCAAAUAGCUUGUUUCAAAGGAAAACUUUUUCUUCAAAGUUUGUGCUUAAGUUAAUAUUUUGGUCAAUAUCUAAUGGUCAUUUAUUUGUGCUGUGUAAAACUUAUUUUGGGCAGUUACAGCAAUCUUGCUAAAAACAUUAUUUAAAUGACAUUGUUAGCCGGGGGGCCCCCCCCCCCCUCUCCUUCCUGUCAUAGCUUAUGAAACCCUUUGCAAGACCAAGGGAGGUUUUCCAAUUCAUCACAGAAAUAAUGUUCCUUUAAAAAACAAAUGAAUUAUUGUUUGUACUUGUUAAAUUCAAAAUGUGAGCAAGAUGUAUGUCCCAAUAAAAUUGUUGCGAAUUUAUAUUAGGUUUUUGAUAUCUGAGUAACUGUCAUGCUCACUAGUAACAAGAACAUUUCUUGAUCCAGACAAAAUGACUUAUCUUUUCUGCAGGUUCAGUGACGUUUCAUUCUCAUUCAAAACUGAAUAGGCAUCAGUGUGACAUCUGUCUAAAGUGCUGCAGAGAUCGAACACAUUUACAAGAACAUAAGAAUAGUGUUCAUUAUAAUUUAUUACUAUAUUCUUGUGAAUUUUGUGGCAAAAAAUUCCCCUACAAAAGGAAUGUUGUACGCCAUAAACUUAUGUGUUGUAAGACACCCAGGCAUUGCACAUUUUAUUAGCUAACCCCUUUCUGAUUUGAACAAUGGGAUCCUCUUUUUAAAGAAAGUUUAAAACAUCAUUUAUACUUUUCAAAUGAAACACUAGUUCACAUUCUUCAAGUUUCCCUUAAUUAAAAAAUGAUUACUAUUCUGAAAUAUUCACUUGCGCUUUCUCUUGGUAAAUGUUGGAAAAGGAAAAAAAAUGAUUUGUUUUGUGAUGCUUAUUCUGAAUAUUAGGUUCCAUUUUCUUAUUUUGAAAUUGUCAGAAAUCAACAAUAAAAAGACAUAAAGAUAUUCUUCAGUCAACACUUCUGUCCAUUUCACAGGUACAGGGCACUCCCGUUUUCAGUGUAGAACUUGUGGACUACUUUGCCACCAUCGAAGGCAACUUGAAGAACAUACAAAUGCUGUGCAUAAUGGCUUAAGUCUUUUUUUUUGUCAGUUUUGUGGAAAACGGUUUGCUUACAAAAAGAACUGCCUUCGUCAUAUGAAACAGCGAUGUGCAAAUAAAAGUUAUAAUGAGUUUAUGAGAGCUGUUUCAAAGUAAUGUUCUAUCAGGUGGUCCGUUUUGUCAAUGUAUGGCUGGAAUACUGACACUUUUAAAAAUAAUUUUCUUCUUCAUCUUAACUGAUAUUUUUCCUUUUUAUUCUAAAAUGAAAUAUUUUCAUGAAACGUAUCUUCAUUUCUUAAUUGAUUUUGGGAAGACAUUUCAAAGGUGUUAGUUUUGCCAAUUUGUUAGGGAUUGAAGCUGUUGAAAAUUAGGAAGUAAUAUAUUUAUUGUAAGUACUGUUGAAACUUAUUUUCGGAUAAAAAGAAUGAAUGGUCACUCAAAUGUUACUGUUAAUUCUCCUUUCUCUGAGACCAGAACGACCGACAGACUGACAUAAAAAUGUCGGUAAUUAUAUAUUUUGUUGAGCAUUUGAGUCUUGAAAGCCCUUUAUUUCUUUCAGGUCCUUUGAAUCCCAAGUAUCGCUGUGAAUUAUGUGGAAAGCACUGUCAUCACAAGAAUCAUCUUCUUGAACACAAAUCUGUUGUACAUUUUAGGAAUGUCUCAUUUUCUUGUGAAAUUUGUGGCAGAAAAUUUGGAUAUAAAAGAAGUCUACAGAGACACAAAUUGUUAUGUAGGACUAGUUACACUGUUGAGGGUUGAUGCACUCAUAUAGUCUGGAAAACAUCAAUGGCUUAUGUUUGAAAGCUGCUUUGAAAUAGCCACUAUUUUAAUCAACUCGCAAAAAAAGAUAUAAUUUCUGUAAAAAUCUUUUCAUUUUCUAUAUUAUUGACCUUCUAGUAAAGAAUAUACAUUGCAAAAUGCAGUAUAUUGCAAACGAUCAUACAAUUGAGUUCUUUGUUAGUAUUUUAUUUAUAACCAUUUAAUUUAAUCCAAAUAACAUUCUCUGAAGUACUUCAUUGAAUUGUAAUCAAGUAAUGAGCAUUUGCUUUUUGUGGAUAUUGUAUAAAAAGUGUUUCUGAAGUUUUAUUUCUAACUUGAUUUGUUUAAAUAUCUUGUUGGGGUCAAUACUUUGUGAGAUUUUUAGUUACAAGUUCUGUACUUCAUUUAAUCAGCAGAUGGGUUCUAUCUUAGCAAAAAGUUAAUUCAUUAAGUAUCAAUUUUUCCUAUGUGUUAUUUGGAAACAAGUUUUCAUGUAGAAUGGUCUUGGGUAAUUGUAAAGUCUACCUUUUGAACAUUUUAAUUGAUAAAAAUAUAAAUAAAAGGAUUUUUAUUUUCCUAUUGGUUCUUAUGGUAAAUGCAUUAAACUGCAUGAUUUGGAAACAAAUUUUAAAUAAAGCUUUGUGAAACAUUGGUCAAACAUUGCUUUUUUACAGCUUGACUUUUUUUUCUUUCUAAUAAACAUUAAAGACAAACAAUAUUCUCUUGUGACCUGGUUUUAUAAUUCCCGCUUAUCACUGUUUGGAUCUUUAAUUUAAAAAUCCACUUACACUACCCAUAAAAUUUAAACAUUUUUGAAUUUCCAGGUGGGCCAUUGGGAACGCAUCCAUGGUGCAACCUUUGUAGAAAGCAACUUCAAAGCAGUCGCCAUUUUAAGGAUCACAUGAAUAGCGUUCAUUUUAAAAAACUUCCUUAUGCCUGUAAUUAUUGUGCAAAAAAAUUUGGCUACAAAAGCAACAUGCUUCGUCACCAAAUUACCGCACAUGCUCAUCAACUGCAUUCAGAGGAGCAUAGCUUUUUGAAUUGCCAAUAAUAUAAUGGGCGGGGGGUUAUAAUUUCAUUAGUAUUGCAAAUAUAAUUACUAAAUACAAAUGUAGUUUAAUGAUUUUCAAAUGUUUUAAAGUAAUUAGUGCAUUUCUCUUUAUUAAAUGGACAUGUUAAACAUAUUUUUCAGUUACAAGAGCUUUUUUUGUGACAUGGUAAUAUAAAAUGAAAUCUACAUUUAGUUAUAAUGUUGAUAUUCAGGUGCAAAGUGUUAAUUAUGUGCAAAUUAUGUUUUUUAUGUCAGUGACUAUAUUAAAAAUUAUAUUUAGCUAGGAGGCAGAGGUUAUAUAGAUUUUCAAGAAUUCCUUUGUAUUGCUAUAAAUAUAUAAAAAAAAAGUUUUUUGUUGAAUUUCUUGAAUUACUGUCUCAAAUUAAUCAUUAAAUAUAUUCGCCAAAAUUGGUCAAAAGAGGUGAAUAAGAAAAGAAUCAGGAUAGUAAUUUUUCUCCUCAGAUCAUAGCUUGAGAUUGAAUCGACCAACUUGCAUCCUUUGUGGAAAGUCAUACCAAAAACCUUUGCAUCUGAAUGAACACAUGAAUAGUGUCCACUUCAAGAAGUUCCCAUAUCGGUGCCAGAACUGUGGAAAGUGUUUUCCUUACAAGGGGAGCUGGGUGCGGCAUAAGAAAACUGUCUGUCGGCAACUUGGAUAUCCAGUUGAUCAUUAUCCCACACUUUGUUAAAAAUCUGUGAAUUGUUAGCAUAUCUCUUAGUAAACAGUUGACUUUUAUCUAAAGUUUUGGCAAUUCGACAAACUGCUGUUCUUAUGGUUUUGUUUCAUCUUUUCAAGUAUGAAUGUAGUUUUCUUGACAUAUUGUUGAAAAGACGAUGAAGUUUACAACAUUUUCAGAUAAUGAUUAGAUGGCUGUAACCUUUUUGGUGGGAAAGAUGCAAAAUAAAGUUGUUUCCUCUUUCACAGAUCUGGCAAGCUACCGGAAUUGUGCUUACUGUGGCAAACGUUUCCAAAGCAACUUUCAUCUUCAGGAGCACAUCGAUGCUGUUCAUCAUGGAGUAAACCAAUAUAAAUGUCCUAAUUGUAGUAGGACAUUUGGAUACAAGAGGAGUCUUAGGCGGCACAUUGUCUUAAAUCAUAGUUUAGUUCCAAUGAGUUCUGGAACUUUCCAUUUUGUUUGACUUCUUUGAGUUCAAAGGUUGUGUUUUCUAAUGGAAUGUGUUGUGGAGAAUAAAAUAAUUUUGCCUCAAAGUCCUUAGUUUAUGAUUAAUUUAAGCUCAAAAAGUUCUUUGGCCAGUUCUUUGAAAUGAUUUUAUUCUUUAGCAUAUUCCAUCAUAUGUAAAAUUAGGAGAGUCAUAAUUCUGUACCGCCCCCCAAUGAUGUCAGUUUGCAAUAAGUUUUGGAAUGAAUUACCUUAAUUUAUUUUUUCAGUAUGUCUGUUUUCUUUGAAAAUUGGUUUUCUUUCAUUUCAUGUUGUGACAUGGCAGAGGCAUUUGUUUUUGAAACAGGAAACAUUAAAUAUAUGCAUGAUUGCCAGAAUAAUUGGUGUAGUAGUUUUAUUCCUUCAAUUUUUCAAUUCUUAUCCAUUUCACAGAGUUUGUUAAAGUUUCCAGGUUCUGUAAUAGUUGUUACAAAUACUUUUCAAGCAACUUUCAUCUCCAAGAACACAUCGAUGCUGUACAUCAUAAAGUGAACCAAUAUGCAUGUCCUGAUUGCAGUAGGACUUUUGGUUACAAGAGGAGUCUCAGGCGUCAUAUUAUGUUAAGCCAUAGCUCUGUUUCUGUAAAGGAGAGUUCUGAAUAAUUUGAAUUUUACUGAUGUUAGGAACCAUCAUGUGAUCUUAUUUAUAAAGGCUUACUAAUUUACUGGCGUGCUAUCAUGUUAACUGUCAUUUAAAAGAAAAAAGCCCAACUUAAAUAUAGUGGGACUUGCUAAGGUGUGUUGUAACAGUUUCUUCCAGUGUUGCUAUUUUUGUGUAAUACACACCAUAAAUUGAUUUAUCAUUACAUGGAUUAACUAUUGUCCCUGGGUUUUUAAUUUUUUUUAGCAGGAUUGUUUUUUCUGGUAAUAUGAAUUUUUGUGACAUGGCAAGGGCAUAGUUAUUUCAGAGCUUGGAGCUCAAAUUCUUGAUUUAUUUCUUUUAUGUUACUUGAGCUCUAACAAAUAGGUUGUUGAAAAGUUAAAUUUUAGCAUUUCCUUUUUCACAGAUUGUGCUAGCGUUUCCAGGCACAGUUGCAGUAGUUGUGACAAAUAUUUUUCCAGUAAUUUUCAUCUUCAAGAACAUUGUAAUGCUGUUCAUGAUCGGCUGAUUGAGUACCGCUGCUCAUUAUGUAACAAGUCUUUUGCUUAUAAAAGAAACAUGAGGCGCCACAUGGCUAUAUGCAGUCGAAGGUUUAGGGAAGGCGAAUAUGGACUGGAUCAAAUUCAUAUUUCUUCAACACUUUCUUGAUCUUAAUAUUUAAUAAUUUUUGUUUACUAAAUGAUUAUGAACUAUUGACAUUCCUUAGUUUCUAGGUAUUGAUGAAUUCUCUUUGCAAUUAUAAAAAAGCUGAUUUGAUGAAGGGUUUGCCAUCUUUUAGUUGGCGUUUUCAAUGGUUGUACCCUUUCUGCAGUCCAAGAUGUUAUUUUUGUUAUGUACCAUUUGGUUUGUAAUUGCCACACAACUGAAAGAGCAGAGAAAUGGUGUUCAUUUUUAUGUUCUUCCAAAUUCUUUGUGCCAACAGAGUUGCAUAUAGAAACAACUUCAGAAGACUUUUGAUUUGAGGUGUAAAGUCAAGCUACUAUACUAUGAGGCAUAGCGUUCAUUUAUUAUUUCUGUUUCAAAGUGAAGUCUCAGUAGGUUUUUACAUAGUAUUAUUGUAAUAAAGAAUUGAUAGUUUUUCCAUGAUAACUUCAAGUCAUUCAAGUUUUUAAAAUGUUUUUAUUUAAUAAGACUCUGUAAUUGUCCAGGCAUUUUUCAUCUGGAACUUAUGUCAUUUCUUCAUAAAGCUUAUAAAAGGUGUUUUCGGUCUAAGGUAUACCCCUCAGUUACAGAUUAUUAAUUUUUAAAAAAUGCAUUCUAUCAGUAAUAUGUUUAAUCUGGAAGUGAAAUGGGUCUGUAACAGGAUUAUUUUUAUACUCUCUCCUCAGGUGGUGUGUUUGUUUUGCCACACAGCUGUAGAAUGUGCGAGAAAAGUUUCAGAGAUGGCUAUUGUCUUAAAGAACAUGAAAAUAGCGUCCACUUUAAGCUUUCCCCUCAUAUGUGUCCCAAAUGUGGGAAAGGUUUUGCCUACCGACAGAACAUGAAUAGGCACACAAUUACGUGUACUAGAUCUUUGAAGUACUAAUCACUGUUUGUUGUCAUUCAGGAGAAGAAUUCCUGUCGUGCUUGACAUUUAAAAGGAAUUGACCAGUAAAAUAAAGCCAUUUUUUAUCCCUCUUCCUCAGGUAUCCAUUUUUUACCAAGUUAUGGAUGUAAUAUCUGCGGAAGAGCAUUCAAGGAUUCAUACCGUCUAGGGGAGCAUAAAAAUAGUGUUCAUUUAAAGAUCUAUCCACACAUUUGCUUUAAGUGUGGCAAAGGAUUUGCCUACAGACACAAUAUGACCAGACAUGCAUUGCUAUGUUGCAGGAGAUAUAAUACAUAGGUUCAUUUUGAGUUUCCAAACUUUUGUUUCACAUUCAUACAAUCGGGAGUCAUCUUAUUUGCAGUCUUUUUGUUUUGUUUUCUGAUUUAUUUUCAUAAUGUACCUCCUUAUUGCAAAGAAUAUUUUAAUAAACUCAUUAUGGUGUUGAUUCCAGUCUCAUUUGGGCCUUCCAAUGUUUCAUUGUCUUUUCCCCUAAUGUAAGCCAUUUUGAAACCAGUUUCUUAUUGGGUUAUGUAUGUUAAGUGUUGAUUUGUUUCUCCAAAAUAAAAGUUUUGAAGUCCAGUUUUAUUGAAAUUAUGGCAGAUAUGAACUUUGUCUUGAUUAACUACUUUGCUAAUUUCAAUACAGUUUGUGCAUAAUUCUUCCCCAGAUAUAUUCUGUAGGACAAGAUACCAGUGUGACUUUUGUGGAAAGCGUUUUACAGACUCGUUUCAUCUCAAUGAACAUACAUUUUGUGUCCAUUUCAAAGUUUACCCUUUUGUAUGUUCCAAAUGUGGAAAGGGCUUUGGUUACAAGAGAAAUUUUCAAAGGCACAAUUUGUUGUGCACCAAAUAAAUAAAUAGCUAUCCUUAAUUUUAAUGACAUGAAUUUUGUUAUCCUUUUAUUAAAAUUGACACAAGCUUUGAGCAUUGUCUUUUAAGAAUUCAAUUUUUUUCAAGCAAUUUUACUCUCCAAUAUCCCCCCUAUUGUUAUAAAAAGUUUAAACAUGGCAGGUCACAUUAUCGUACUAAUAUUCUUUUGGUAAAUCUUCAAUAUUCUUGUUUAAACAUUUAUGUAGCAAUUUUUAUUUAUUUUUUUUAAAUUUCCAUGUCAAAUGUAAAUAAUUUAUACAUUUUUCAGCUAUUAUUGUAAUCUUACCUUGAAAUUGAUACAAGAUUGUAAUAUGUUAAAUACAUAAAAGAAUUCUUACUCUUGAAUAUUGCUUCUCCUGGCAAUGUAUGAAUAAAAGGGUGUGUUAAAAAUAUAUUUCUGUAUGUUCCUUUUUUAUUUUUUAAAAUGUUAAUAAUGCCAUUUGUUAUCAUAUAAAAAAUACAUUUUACCUAUGAUUGUUUUUUGAAAAAAGUUUUUAACAUGAUUUUGUCACUUUGCUUAAAAUAAUUUUUUUUACAUUGUUUAAUAGCUGAUGAAUGUGCAGUAAUGGAUGUAUAUAAUAUAAAUUAAUAGGUGAUUAAAAUGUGUCAAAACAUCUUUAAUUGGUUUAAUAAAAUAAUUGAUUCAAAAAUCCCUAUUGUUUUCAAUUUUAUAAAUGUCCUAUUGCCUCUGGUUUGUACCUGGUUUGUUGGAACUUUUUCUUGAGUUCAAGUGUUUCUGGUAUAAUUCGAUUAGAAAAAGACAAAAAUGGUUGUUCUAAAUCUAAGUAAUAUUUUGUAAAACUGGUGUGAUAUUCCUAAUUUUAUUUGAAAUGCUUGGUCUGAGUUCGAUUCUAUCUUUUACUACUAGAUCACUGUGUGUCAAGAACUUUGAAAUCUUUUGCAGAUGGUCACAAUGUUCCACCUGUAAUAAAUAUAUUUAAUUCAAGAUUUUUUGGAGAAAAACUUUUUACCCAUUUACUCUAGUUCAUUUAUCCUGAAAUCCUAAGUAAGAUGCUAUAAAAAUGAGAGCAGCUAGUUGUAGAAACAUUGCUACAUUAUCAUUUUUUAAAUUUAAAUAUGAAACUAAGAAUAGAAAAAAACAAUUAUUUUAUAGUAAUAUUAAUUUAACACGGUACCAGUAUCAGACCUGUUUACCCUUAAAAUCUUACAAUAUCAUUACAAAAUCGCUCAAUACAUUAUCUUAAUAGUAAAAAAAAAAACAUACAGUAUAUAUAAUGUAUACAUCUCGAAAUCGUACAUUGUACGCCAAAAUCGUAAGAGUAAACAGGUCUGCAGUCUAGGUACUUAAAGAUGUUUAAUGCACUGAUGCUUACACUUAUGAGAAAAGUGGCAAUGCAACAAUAGUUAUUAUCACUAAAAAAAUUGAUAAAUUAUUUUUUUUUAAAAUCUUGACCCAAUAAUUUUUAAAGCUUUGUAUUGGAAUAGUUUGGUGUUGAACAAAUUAUCUAAAUAAUUCCUGAUGCAAAAACCUUAUCUAAUGCCUUAAGUGUGUAUAGGCUGUGUACAGCUAAACACUGAAACAAUGGUCACUCUUCACUAUAAGGAUGUGUUAUUUGUUCUUUCCCAGCUCUGUUGAGUGCAAGAACUGCAGUCAGGAGGCGGCAACCCUGUUGUGAGGCAUGUCAGAAAAUGUUUAUGAGUUUGCGAGAUUACAGAGAUCAUAUCAACAGUGUCCAUCUUGGCAUAGCCUCGUAUGCGUGUCCAUACUGCUUCAAAACUUUCAAUUACAAACGGAACAGUGUCCGCCAUAUUAUCACUUGCAAGAUGAGACCUAUGGGGGGCAAGAUGAUAUAAAUAGCUACAAAAGAAGAAGAGACAUUGUUUUACUUGUUGUUUAGUGGUUCUUAUAUUAAAUGAUUGAAAAAAUUCAAAGAUUUUUUAAUAAAAUUGUUAUAUUCCCAUCGUCCUUCCACAUAACAAGGAUUUUCAUUUCUUGUAAUUUUUAUGUCAAUGUGGACUAGCAUGUUUGUUUAAUUGGAUUGAAGUAACUGUUAGCAUAGAUUGGUUAAUUGGAUUGAAGUAACUGUUUGCAUAGAUUGGUCUGUAUGGUCAAACUUUGCAGUUAAUACUCUUGUGUUUAAAAUUGUUGGAAUGUGAGAAUGCUGCAUAACUUUUGUCAGCUGUCAAAAAAGUGCUCUUCAAACUUUGAUAAUUAAUAUUUCAUCUCAUAAAGCUUUUACACUUUUAUUUGCCCUUAUUGAUCUACUUACAUUUGAAGGUUACGCAGAACUAUAUACUUAUAGUUAUCCACUGUUUUCAAAUGCAGCAAAUUUCUGUCUGCAGGAUUUGCUACUAUUCUGGGAAGAAGGCGAGUGCCUGUGAUGAUGCGGAGCUACAGGAGGUUUUUCUGUCCUGUUCCAGUUUGCAGUAACAACUAUCAACGUAUUGGCUUCACAGAAUGUGAAUUGAAACGUCACUGGUCAGAAAAACAUGAAGAAUAUGUUUAUAUUCAUCACUGUAACAUUUGUAGUUUCGUGACCAAGAGAAAGGGCAAUGUUUAUAGGCAUUUGAAGACUGCACAUAAAGAAGAAACUCCUUUGAAUUUGGGAGCUGUUGAUCUCCAACCCAACAGAGAAUAUGUACCUCCUCAGCCGUUUACUUUAAAAAUGGCCUUAGGCAUAGAAUGAACACAGUGGAAUACAAAAUUUGUUAACUUUCUUUAUGCAGUGAUAGCUUUUUCUGAUUACAUUUUUGUGGAAUAAAUCUUUGUUUUAAGUAUAGGUCUUGAACUGUUUGUUUGGAUUUGAUGCUAAUGGAAUGUUUUUAUUGAAUAAACAUAGUCUUCUAUUUGAUUCUUGUACAAGUUUCACUUUUGGCCUCAUUUUUGAAAAGUGGAUGGCAGAAUUUUGGAGUAUAGUAAUAGUGAAUGUUCGUCAUGAGGCAAGAUUCUUUUCAAUAAUACUAUAUAGUAUAGACAUGGUUCCAAUUGCUGUGCAUCAUAACAUGGAUAGCAUUUUCUUCCUUCAGACUCUGGUGGUGGUGAAGAUGGCAUCUUCUGUCAACCUAACAGAGAAAGACUGUCCAGGAAGCAGCUGCUAUGCCCUGUAAAUGGAUGUGGCACAGCCGUAGGCUCCAAUAGCGACUUUCAUCGUCACUGGAAAGAACGACAUGACGCUGUGGUCAUUAUGUAUCACUGUGCAUUUUGCAAUUAUCCAGCCAAAAGGAAAACAAAUUUAAUUCGCCACGCCUUUGUCCUUCACGGCUUAAGAAAAGAACAUGCUAUAGGAAAUGUAGAUCAUGAAGCAAACAAAGAAUUUAUUGAUCCCACUCCAUGGACAUUGCAGAAAGCAUUGUCCUACAUGAAAUCAUAGCUUAAAAUUAUUGAUAGUGAUAUAGAGAAAAAGAUAAGAUAUGUUUUGUUCUCAGUUGUCUGUAUGCAUUCAUCACACUUUGCUCAUAUUAUACCGAGUUUAACUAUUGUGUAUGCAUGGUUCUCGAAUCUUUCUUUGUCCUUCUCUUCAAUAGUAUACAUAAAAUAAAACUUGACAAGCAUGAUUGCUUUGAAUAAUGGAAAAUAAACAUACAAAAAUGUAAACACAAUAUUUUUGUUUUCUAUUUUGUGGCUUUAAAUAGUCCAGUGUAAAUCUAAAUGUUUUGAUUUUUAAUUUUUCAUUACAUUUUAAAACAAAAUUACUUUUCUUAUUGUUUUUAUGUGUUGUUCCAAGUUACUAUCUAAAUAGUGCUAGCAGUGAUCAGUGGCUUUCUUACAUGAAGCCUUUUUAAAAAAUUGUUUAUUCAUGUGAAAAAACACUUUAAGUUUAUAAAAAAAAAUCUCCAUUAAAAAUGUGAUUGCUUUUGUACAGAAUGAGGGUUUAACUUGAUAAGACAUCUAAAUAUAUUCUGACAUAUUUUGUGUUAGUCUUAGCAAAGAACAUCAUUUUAUUGAUUUUUUAAAAAGAAAUUUUAAACAAUAUUUAGCUAAUUUUUGUCAGUAACUAGCGGCAAUACAUAUGACACAUGCUGUAAUACUAAGGUAAUAAUGACAGAAAAUUGGGAAAAUAUUUUUAUUGAUUGGUUGUAAAAUAGUUCUGCAUAACUCAAUCUGGUAGAUACCAGCAUGGCUUAUUUCAAAGUGGUCGCCUGCUACAACUUAUAACUGUUAAUCAUGAAACUGGCGUUGAGGUUAAUUACAAUUAUUACGAAGACUUGUUUGAGACUUCUGAUAUCAGGAUCAUCACACGCUAGUGUUUAGAGUGCUGAUUUAUUUAUCAUUUGUGGAUGCUCUGCUGGAUUUUGUUCCCGUUUUUGAUAUUGCAAAGCUGAAUCACAAUAACUUAUUUUGCCAAGGUCAGUGACAGCAAAUUCUGCAGCUCAAAGAUUAUGUUUUUAUCUCCAGGGCAAGUGUGGCAGAAUUUUUACUGGGCACCUGGGAAAGGAUGUCCUGUGAAGGGAUGUGAAAGUACUCGUUUUUGCCAUAGAGCCAAGCUGCGUCGUCACUGGACAGAGAGACAUGAAGAAAUUGUUGAUAUGUUUCAUUGUUCUUCAUGCUCUAUGGAUUUUAAACGAAAAGAGCAUUUUGAUCGACAUCGUAGUACAAAACAUAAUGACCACAUUGUGCUAGCGGAUACAAUACGUCAAAGUCAUCGUAAUAAACAGUUCAUCAAUCCUUCACCAUACAGCAUCGAAAUGCUGUUGGGAAAGUAUUAUAAGGAACAAAUCAGUCCAGUCUCAGGUGUCCAAAGUAAUAAAACACACAUUGAUCCUAUCCAAAAUCUGAGAAUGACUAUGGAAUAGAAUUUGCAGGAUGAGACUACUACUCUUUGAAUGCUACAUUGUUUUGCCUAGUGCAAGUAGCAAACAAUAUUGUUUUAACACAAUUUUUUUUUUUAAUGACCACAUUCAAUCAAAUUAAUUGUUUUUAUUUUGUGUAGGGUGCAUUUGUGAAAUGAUCGCAAUCCAUUUUUUUCUACCCUUGAACUCUCAUUAACAUAUAAUAUAUAUAUGUAUUGUUCUUUACAAAUUCAUAUACUUCUUUCAUUACUACUUUUUGUUAAAAGCAGAUGUCCUGAUUUUCAGAUAUCCUGAAAUUCUUUAUUAAAUAUUAUUUAAUAAAUGAUAUACCGGUACUAAACAAAUGUUUUGCUAUUAAGUACAUGGAGUGCAAGAGCGUUUGAACAAGAUUACAUUUUACAAAUAUAUCCAAUAUACUGAAAAUUAAAAAUUAUUCAAGAACCUUUGCAUUAAUCUACUACACUGACUGAAAACAAAAUAACAAAACUUAAUCCUAUUCCACACUGAAAACAUAACAACUUAAAACUGGUUUACUGUGUCCAAUUAAAUACUUUUAAUUUACAAAUAAGGUACACAGUAGUAUAAACAAAAACUGAUAACAAUUAAUGUUGCAAAAUAUGGUCCAAGUCUUAUAUUUGAUUUGGCUUUGAAAUUUAAAAUUAUUGGUUAAAAUGAGGAACAUGAUAUCAUUUGUUCUAUUUUUUAAAAUAUGGUAUUCUAUCAUACUAAAUACAUACGUAUGUCGUAAGUCCAAAGGAAAAUGAAUAUGGUUAUUUGCCAAAUGGAUCCAAAUUAUUAAAAGGGAUGUUUUAUUGUACCCAUAUAAUCUAAGUGAUCUUCAAUUAGUUCAGUGCAGAGGCAAACACUUAAUGACUGUAAGCCUAUUUUUUAAAUUAUUGAAAUUAUAAAAAAUAUUUUUUUAAAGUAAAAGAUGCACAAUCUUUAUACCAAUACACACUAAAUUUCCAAAAUGCAAAAAUAGCUUAUGUGUACAAGUUAAAAGAUAUGAAAAGAAAAAAACUCAUGCAACCAAGUGAAUAUAUAAUUUUUACUUUGAGUUUGUUUACCUGUGUGUGCUUAGAUCAGGAGGAUUUCUUCUUUUAAAUUUGAGAAUUUUAAAUCCCAACAUCCGUAAUUAGUUUCAAUGACUUUGGUUGGUGGUUCACAUUUUUUUCUUCUUAGUUGCUUAAUUUUUUUGACAAUCCUAUUGUUGUCUCCUCAUAUCUGCUGGGCCUUAUCCUUCCAUGGAUGUCUUCAAACCCUAAAAACAGUUGCUGAUACUGAAGCCGGUUAUACUUAAUGGCAUAAAGCAUUGACUUUACUGAAUUUUUUAUUUCUGUUGAAGCUAAUCAUUUGAUUUGUUUUUUUUUAAAAUUUCCUUUAUAAAAUUUAAAUAUUGUAAAUUUGAUCAUAAUUAUUUGAUAUUUUUUGCUUGGAAAGCAUAUGACCAUUUCUCCAAAUUCUUCUGCAUUAGUUUCCUUAUGCAAGAACUUUACACACUAAACUGUGUUUGGGUGGCAUUAUUUAAGGUUAGGGUAAAUAGUUUACAGCAGUGGAUUUGUUAAAAUCAGAGAAGUAAAAAAAGUGACAUCUACAAGGAGUCAACAGAACUCACACCUGCAUUUUCAUUUCAUUGACAGGAAUGUUAAAUACCAUAUUGCGCUGGAUGCCGGGAAAGAAGUGUCCAGUACCCACCUGUCAGGGUAAUGGAUAUGCUUGCAAGUUUGACUUCCAAAGACACUGGAGUGAAAAGCAUGAAGAGAUAGUUAUUAAAUUCAUAUGCCCAUGUUGUGAUCGUCAGUACAAACGAAAAGGAGAGCUGUUAAGACAUUUACGUGUGCUUCAUAAAAUGUUGCCGGGAUCAACAGAGUUGCAGAAGGUUUUUCAAAAGAACAAGGAAUAUGUGGAUCCAUCCCCUUACACACUGGCAAUGUUCUUUGGAAACCAACGGUAGAUGGCAGGAAAAGCCUCUUAGUAAUACAGGAAAUCGGUACCGGUAUUCUAAUUACUAAUAGAAUAAAACUACGAGUGCUAUCAAAACACUAAAGACAAUAACCUUUCGGCUACCUUUGAUUAAUUUAGAAAUUGAUAAGCUGAACAUUCUUCGGUUUAGUUAAUGAAUGGGUACCAGCAUCUGAUAGAUUUUUGAAUGCAAAUAAAUGAAAGUUAUGAACCAAAUUCAGUUUUGAAGAUAGUAGGACAACUAAUUUUUGAAAAUCAAGUUGUUAGUUUUGUGUCAUGCCCCAAAAAUAUUUUGCUUUUCUUCAUAUUGACUUCUGUGACUUUUACUUAGAUUACUUUGAAUGAAUUACUUGCAUUCCCCAAUGCUAUACCCCCAAAGUUGUCUGGUCAGGUCAAGCCACACUGGAUCACUCUUAACUUUUGUCUGUCGGCAGGGCAAAGGAGUGAUGGACUCAACUUGAACAUUAUGUGGCGACCGAGAGAUCCUUGCCCUGUUGAAGGCUGCCUUGGAAAAAUGUUUGAUAGUAAAUCACAUUAUUGUCGGCACUGGAAAGAAAAGCAUGAAGAAAUUGUGAUCAAAUAUGUUUGUCCCAACUGUCAUCGCCGUCACAAAAGAAAGAGAGAUGUCUCAAGACAUGCUCGUAUGGCCCAUGGAACCACAUUAGAUCUCUCCCAACUUGACGGAGAAUAUCAUAAAAACAAGGAAUUCUUGGAUCCUGCUCCUCUGACACUAGAGUCAGUCCUAGGAACAGCUUUUAUAGGGGCCAGCAGCUGAAACAUUUCUUGUACUUAACAGCUUAGUGUAAAUUAUCCUUACCUUGACAAAUAUUUUUUAACUUAACUUUUAUUACAGUACUUUUAAAUGUUAAUAUUCACAGGUUAUUUUUACCAAACUUAAAAAUAUUAAUAGAUUUUUUGUUUUUAGUGUAUUUCUACUUACAUGAUUUAUAUAUUUAAUAUAUAGUAUGUAACUUUUUGAAUUAGUGAUGGUUUGUACAAAUUGAACAGGGUUUUCAGCAUUUUCAAACUCAUAUAAGUGAACAUAAUUUUAGGGUAAAGAGUUGUUUAAUGAGAGAAAACAAAAUGCAUUAAAAUUUUUUAAACUUAGUUGGUUUUAAAAUAUAAUUAUUUUGUACUUGUUUUGUACAGUGACAUUAAUCCUGGAGUAAAUGUUUGUCUUGGGGAAACUAUAAAACAUAUAAUUCAGUCAUAAUUAACAACACCGUUUUCUUGAUAUUACCAAUCCUAAUUAUUGAAUGCUCACACUGUCUGAUUUUGUCAUCAUUAGUUGAACUAAUUUUUAGUAUUGCACUGAUAAGUAAAUGACAGUAUCUUACAUCUUGACAUUAUUUUUUUUAAACAAGAAGUCAUGUUCAAAACUUUGCUCUGUCUUUGAGUUGAGGAUCUACUUUCUUCAUUACUUAGUUUAUUUUUUUCAUUCAAAGGACAGGUGCCACCUCUGCUUGCCACUUUUGGUUUAACCUCCCGUUUAACACAUAAAUAAGCUGACACCUUGAGCAAAGCAAGGUAGUCGUUACAUGCACUACAGGUCUGAUUAUUUUCCUUCUGCAGGUCACCACUUUGAACUUAAACAAAAUCGUUCACAGAGAUUUUGGGAGCCUGGAAGUGGAUGCCCUGUACCAGGGUGUGUGGCCAAGUUUUGCAGAAACAAAUCAGACUUGCGCUACCAUUGGCUGGAAAAACAUGAAGCGAUCACAGCAUAUUACCAUUGUGCACUCUGUCCAGUGUCAUUCAAAAGGAAAUCCAACUUAUUUGCUCACACUCGAAUGAAACACAGGGCCAAUGUUAAUGAGUGUUUGGGCAAAAUUGAAUAUCAGUCCAAUCCUGAGUUCAUAGAUCCCAGACCUUUGACCCUGAAUACCGUUUUGGGCUAUGAAUAAUCGACUGCCUAAUUUUCUCGCUUGCUUUACUAUCGCAAACUUUUCGUCUGUGUUCUCCAAUUGGUUGUAUGUUCGGGCAUGUAAAAUAUUCAAUCUGUUUAAGGACAUGGCAAAGCAAACCCUUAUGUACUGUCCGCUGGAUUUGAUGUGAUCCAGAAUCUCAGUUUAUUUAGCUUGUAUUCUUUUUAAGUUCUGUGUUCUUAUCUUCAGGUGGAAAGGCUAAAGCUCAAACUGGAUACAUUAAAAUUAAAUACAACCCACACCAAGCAAAGUGGCAGCCUGGUCAGGGAUGCCCCAUUGAAGGAUGUGUGGCGAAAAAAAUUGUUUCCGCAGCUCGACUCAAAAUGCACUGGCGCGAGAAACAUGAAAAGCUCGUUACAAUAUAUGCGUGUUCCAUUUGCGCUAGUUCCCACAAGCGGAGAUCAGACCUGAAUCACCAUGUUAACACAAAGCAUAAGAUGGCCCUUUGUGAUAUUGAAAUAAUCCUGGCAGAAAAAAUCAACCGGCAGUUCAUGGACCCUUCACCUUUGACAUUAGCUGUAGUGUUGGGGGAUAUUUGAUGGAAGUAAUGUAACCCUCCAAUCUACAAGUGUUGCUGUCCAUUGCUAAUGACACAAAUAUAAUUAAAAAUAUGAUUUUUUAAAAUCAUUUUUUAAUUUAAAAAACAAAAAAACUUUUGUAAUUUUAUUACGUUUAUUUACUUUUGGAGCAAAACCGUUUUGGCUUUUUUAAUACAUUUUUCUUUACUCAACUCUGUACAUAUUGUUUUGCCUGCUGGCUACUCCUGUUAACUUUGUCUAGACAGAACUAUUGUCUAACUAAACACUCCACAUUGGAAGCUUUCUAUGGUUGUAGUGGUUAAAGGUCACUUGUGCUUUCAUCUAUAGGUAGCUGCAAGAUCAGAAGUCAUGUUGCUAAGCUUCACAACCCAGAAACAGCUCUCUGGAGACCAGGCUUGGGGUGUCCAGUACCCAAUUGUAAUGCCAAAAAACUGAGAGACUUCACACAGCUAUCUCGUCAUUGGGCAGCCAAGCAUGAACAAAUGGUGGCCAAAUACAUCUGCUCCAAAUGUUUCCUAAGUGCCAAGAGAAAAGAUUAUUUACUUCAGCAUUUUCGUAUGAAACAUGGUGAUGACAUCGAUGAAGCUCUGGAGAGGACAGAAUACCAUAAAAACCUACAAUAUCAUGAUCCAGAUCCUUUAACGUUGGACAUUAUUCUUGGCAAAGUGUAACAUCUACUUGCCUCUGUGUGCCCAAGUGGGAUGAUCUUAUUCUGUUUCAUUUCUGUAACUUACUUCAAAAACACCACAUAAAACAUAUGUACAUGUUCUUGAAAAAUACAACUUGUUUGCUGCUAUUCUUAAUUAACUUGGUGGCCAGUGCUACUUGACAGAGUUAAAUGCGAUACAGUUUUAGUUGCCAGUCUUGCGUG